AUGGUGGAAAGUGAUAUUAGAGCUGCUGAUAACGUUGCUAAAAAGUCGAGAAGACGGAAGAAGAGAAGAACCACAGAAGUAUCGGAUUCUUCAGAUUCUUCAGAUUCUUCGUCAGAGGAAGAAACAAAGGCAUCUGAUACUGGUGCAGGUGAAGCACUCCAAGCAGCCUACCAGUUAUCAGAAGAUGAAGAUGAAAAAAUGCCAGAUGCUAGUGCAAAACCAGAACGUGAAACACUAUCUAGAAACACUAAGGAAUCGUUGAAUAAUAUUCCAUUUACAAGAACUGAACUGAAUGGUAAAUCAACACGAAAUAAUGAUGAUGUUUCCAUGGAUUUACAAAGGGUUAACGAGGCAAUUAAUGAUGCUAAACAGAAGAUCCGUGAAUCGAAAGAAGAAUCACAAUCUACAUCACAACUGAAAAAUUCUUAUUUGGAAUUACUAUUUGAAAACUACGGUGAUGAUAUAAAUUCCUUAAGAGAUGCACCUGAUUUUACAAGUAACUCAUUAAUUAUGAUUGCACAAGUUCUUAAAGAUGGAUCUUCUAUGUUCGACGUGGAAACUUUGAAGACCAUGUUAGAAACGAAAUAA
This is a messenger RNA of Zygosaccharomyces rouxii, 588 nucleotides long. RefSeq names its product Rsa3p (gene RSA3). Gene Ontology annotation, cellular component: preribosome, large subunit precursor. The transcript has a single exon. NCBI's taxonomy places the organism in Eukaryota, Fungi, Ascomycota, Saccharomycetes, Saccharomycetales, Saccharomycetaceae. The record is from RefSeq and is a predicted model, not a curated record. Gene Ontology annotation, biological process: ribosomal large subunit assembly. Bases 1 to 588 code for a protein of 195 amino acids.